Molecule: messenger RNA, 2595 nt
Organism: Colletotrichum spaethianum
Lineage: Eukaryota; Fungi; Ascomycota; Sordariomycetes; Glomerellales; Glomerellaceae
Exons: 2
Coding region: 1-2595 (864 amino acids)
Source: RefSeq, a predicted model, not a curated record
AUGGCCGACUACUCCUACGACGGGUCCUCGUCUUCGGCCGCACCGCCACCACCACCGCCGUACUCCGUGACUGCUUCCGCUUCCGGCUCCGGUAACUUUGGAUCCACCUCCUCGUCCCUGUUCGCGCCACCCCCGACGACCGCCUACGCCGCGCACGGGGAGUCCCACGCGGGCCCGUCUUCGGGCUACCCCUUCGGCGGCUACCCCCCGUCGUCGCCCGAUCACCUCGGGAUUGUGGACUCCAAGUGGCGCCUGGCCGAUCCUAGGUCGUCGUCGGCUCACUCACUUGCCCCGUCCACAACGGACCGCGACGGCGUCACCCGCCGCACCUUGCUCAUCAUCUACAUCCACGGCUUCUACGGCAACGAGUCGUCCUUCAGGUCCUUCCCGGCCCACGUCCACAAUUACCUCAAGGAGACGCUCGCCGAGACCCAUGUCGUCCACUCCAAGAUUUACCCCCGUUACAAGACGUACAAGGCCAUCGAUGUGGCUCGGGACAACUUCAGCCAGUGGCUGGAGCCCCACGAGUCCGACUCUACCGAUGUGAUUCUCGUCGGCCACUCCAUGGGUGGCUUGCUUGCGGGAGAGGUUGCCAUGAUGCCUAAUCGGCACCCGUACAGGCGCCAUCCGUACAAGCACCGCAUACUCGGCACCAUUUCUCUCGACUCGCCAUUCCUGGGACUCCAUCCCGGCAUCAUUGUGGCUGGAAUCUCAAGCUUGUUCAGGCCGGCAUCGCCAACCGAGGAACAGCCCGAUCAGUUCGACGCCUCGUCGAAUUACCUGAGCCCCAACAACUCCGCCAUGGGCAGCCCCAACCCGUCCAUGUACACCCUGGAGACGAACAGUUCACUGGGCGCAGAGCUUUCCCCUCACGCAAGCAACCCGCCAUCUCUGUCCUCGAACGGCCCGCCGCAACGGCCGGAUCCCACUUUCAACCCUCCUUUCUUCAACGACCUGAAUCUGAAAGACCGCCCCUUCAUGAGACGUCUGGGCCACUUUGCCAAGAAGCACAGCCGCGAGGGCAUCUGGGACGCCACCAAGAACCACGUCAUGUCUCAUCUCGAGUACGGCGGCUGUCUGGCAGACUACCCGGGCUUGAACGCCCGAUACAACAAGCUCCGCGCCAUGGAGAGCGUCGACCCGCUGCAGCACAUGGGCGACGGCACCAACUACGGCAACAACGUGAACAAGCCACCCCCCGCCAGGGUGCGCUUCAUCAACUACUACACCCUCAGCAGCGGGAGGCCGAAGAAACCAAAGACGCCCGACUCGCCCAAGUCGCCAGAGUCCCCAGCGUCCCCCGAGCAGAGGUCCGUCCUCGGCCCCCCGGACACUCUCGAGGUUGGCUCUCAUCUUUCGCCGCCGGCCUCGUCGACGCCCAGGAUCUCUGUCGAGGACUCGGACGAUGGCAAGAGUAUGGAGCUCCUGGAGCCCAUCCCGAUGGAGGACGUGGACGAGAAGCUAUCAACUUUCCACGAGGAGCAGCAGGCGAGGUUUCACCACGAGUCCAAGGAGGCCUCCGAGUCCGCAGAGGCGCUUCGACGUGGCCAGCCACAAAACGCGCCGGAAGCAAAGGGCAAGGAAAAUGAGAGGUCCGACAACAUCGGUGCUGGUCUCUCCGAACCCUCCACGGCCGAGCAGAGCAAUGCCGCUAUUGCCGGGGAAGGGGAAGCCCAAGAGGCAACCCCAGCCGGGGGCGUGACGGACGAGCCGGAACUUCCCCCGAUCCCCGACCUGCCCGAGCAGCCAACGCCCCCCGACCUGGACAGGUACACGGACAAGGACGCCCGGAAGCAGGCCGAGAAGGAGGGCAAGCGGGCGCAGAAGGCGUACGAGCAGGCCGUCAAGGCCCGGGACAAGGCCAUCAAGGAGCGCCAGAAGCUCGUCGAGAAGCGCCGCAAAAAGGCCGAGAAGGAAGCCCAGAAGGAGGCCCAGCGGAUCGAGAAGGAGGAGCAGAGGCUGCAGAAGGAGGAGCAGAAGCGGAAGCAGGAGGAGGAGGCCGCCAGGAAGAAGGAGGCCGAGGAGGCCCAGAAGCAGGAGACGCAGGCCGAGGGCGAGGCGCGCCGGCUGGCGGAGGAGGCGAGGCGGAUGGAGCGCGAGGCCCGCAGGCUGCGGGGAGAGCCGCCCGAGCCCGAGCCCGAGAAGCAGCAGCAGCCCGAGGCCGGGAGCGUGGCCGAGAACGAAGCCCACAUCGCGGCGGCAGUCAUCGCCGGAGCGGCGGCCGCGGCGCCGGCCUCGGUCGCGGCGCAGGCAAACAGGCCGCCGGCGAUGACCGCUGCCACGGCAUCCUCGAGCACGUCCGUCAACACGACGCGGACGGGCAGCGGCACCACCGCGAGGUCCAAGGCGCCGGCGGCGGACCCGGGCAAGCCCAAGAAGGAGCGCAAGUUCUGCACGCUGCCGCGCAAGGUCAACGGCCGGCGCGACGAGACGUGGGUGCCCGUGUACAUGCAGGGCAUGGACGAGGUCGGCGCCCACUGCGGGCUGUUCCUGGCCGGGCCGCACUACGACGGGCUCAUUGGCGACGUGGGCGAGCGCAUCCGGGGAUGGGUCCAGGACGACCUCAGCGUCAGGGCGAUAUUGGAGAUGCAGUGA